ACCGUAGUCGUACGAAUGCUCCACUGUAACAAAUCUAUUUCUAGGGUUUACCUCUCGCCAUUUAUCUCUCUCUGUCUCUACUCCUUCACUGUUACUUCUAGAUUUUUAGAGAGAGAAAGUUGAGAGGAAGAAGAAGAAUAAUAAGUCUUCUUCUCGUUACAGUUUCCCCCUUGUUUGCAUUUCUUUAGAGAGAGAGAGUGUUUUUGAGAGAGAGAGGAUGUGGUAGAGAGAUAGGGAGGAAGAAGAUGCGGUGGUUUAGGUUGUCUGUUGAUGUUUACAGAGAGGGGGUUUCCCUUAAUGUCAAUAUUUGCAGGGUUAUUCUUUAGAGAUCCCACGAGUUUGCGAAUAAAGCCUAAACCUGAUCCCUAUAUUCUUUGUUUUCUCUUUCAAUCCUUAUUCAGAGCUUUCGGGUUUUUGUAAUCGGCUCUUGGGUUUCAGGAAAGUGGGUUUUUGGUUGAAUCGAGUGAUCGGAUCUGACGGAUUGCAGAUUUGUACCAUCAUUUUAGGGUUUUUGUUUCUGAGUAAUUUAUAGUAGAAUUUACUGUGGGGGUUUUAGGGUUUCGGGCGAUCAUAAGGUUUUUACAGCAGAGAGAGAGAGAGUUAUGGUGUGCCAAGCGGCUGGAAAGGCGAGAUUCAGGGCAUUGAAACACUAUGAAGAGAAUGGGCGCGCUACCAUCGUAGUUAGGGUUAUAGCUUGCUUUCAACCUCUCCAAGGCUGCCAGGCUGAGUAUUUCCGCCAGUUGCUCAAGCCUGUUACGUAGAAAACCCUUUGUCAUAAUCUCUCCCUUCUGUCUGGCUCUGAAGAAGAAUCAAAGCAAGAUCCAUUCGCAUGCACUCUCUCGUAACUCCAAAAUGUCAGAACAGAUUGACCAAUGCUGGUGGUUCUGAUUCACACAAACCGCAAGCAAAUUCCUGUACAUAUAUCUCUUGUUUUAUCAGCAAAAUUGGGAUUCUGCAUUAUCUGGACAAGUGUGAUAUCUCAUCUUUGAAGAAUGGCUAAUAAAACUAAUGUUUCGUACUCUGAAUCGAGCCAUAUUACGUACUCUGAAUCGAGCCUGCAACUGGGAUCUGCAACCCCAGAAAGCUCAAAAUUGGAACCAAGUAUUCCCACUCUAUCUCUAAGGAAUGAAAGCCGCAUGGUGCCAACAAUUAACGCAUCCAUUGGUGAACGAGCAUCCUGUCCUCCUUGCAAGGGCAUUACAUCUGUAAACAAGCCUGAGAAGAGGCUGAUUGUGUUUGAUCAAUCGAGAGAGGGAACAAUUAGGAUUGUAGGCUUGACUCCAAAUCUUAAUAUGGAAAACAGAUUUGGAAAAGAAGAAAUAUUUGAUGGUUCACAAUUGGGUUUGAAUGAAGGGAUCUUAGCUGUUGCCCUUGCAUCACUUGAGAGGAUCCGGCGUGAAAGAGAAAGAGGGGCCACUCUAAUGGAUAUGAUGAACCCAAUAUACUCCCCUCCCGAGGAGGGUUCUUGUAAUGUUUGGAAUAACAAGUUGCUUGAAGAGAGACAAGAUCAAGAGAGAGAAGAUCAAGAGAGGGAAGAUAUUGAUACCCUUCUAAGCUCCGACGAUGAAGAUGAAGUGACUUCUGAUGAUGAAGAAGAUGAAAAUGAAGUGACUACUGGUCAUUCGCUAGUAAAAAAUUUGGGAAAUGACGAAGAAGAACAGGAACUGAGUACUGGUCAUUGGCCUAUUGAAAAUUUGGGAAAAAAUGAAGAAGUGGUGGAUAGUUGUGGGCCAAGGAAGAAGAGGAGAACGGAAGGAAGCCAUGGAUUUAGUGAUAGCGAGAGUAAAUCCAGGAAGAUCAGGAUUAAGAAGAUGUUAAUGACACUGAGAGGAUUGGUUCCUGGAGGGAGUGAUAGGGAUACAAAUGGUGUUCUUGAAGAGGCAGUUCAGUACAUGAAGACCCUGCAGCUGAAGGUGUACCCUACGGUUAAGGAUAGAAACAAAUAGGAGUACCCAUGGGUGCUGCUAAAUGGUACUCACCCUCCUUGUUUCUCUGUGCUCUCUCUCCUUCUCUCUCAUAUUUUUAUGGAAGGAUAGAAUCAAAUAACAGUAUAUGGCUGCUGCUAAUGGUUCCAUCAGUCUUUGUUUCUCUCUCUCUUUCAUGUGGGGGGGAUGAAAACCAGAAAGAAUACCCAUAUUUGAUGCUAAAUGGUACCACUGUCUCUCAUGGAGGUAUAUAGUAACCAGUAACAGCUCCCUUGGUUGAAUCUCUAUGGUUACUCUCUCUCUCUCUUUCUUUCAUGGGGGAGGAUUAGCAGCAGCAGUACCUAUGGUUGCUGUAAAGCUGUUGUUUAGGAAGUUUGCCUUGAGGUUUCCCUUCAAGUUGUCAACUUGGGUGUUUGUUUUGAAAGUCUCUUCGAGUCUCUAUUUAUCAAUAUAUGUUUGUUUUGUUAGUCUUUUCAAGUCUUUAUUUAUCAAUAUAUGUAAUAAGACGGGCUAUGGCCUUGUUGACAACACUGUUAUUGUUAGUAUAUUACUUCGGUUUUUCUUAUGUUUUUGGGUUAUUA
Messenger RNA from Amborella trichopoda, 2506 nucleotides. RefSeq lists its product as uncharacterized. The record is from RefSeq and is a predicted model, not a curated record. Lineage: Eukaryota; Viridiplantae; Streptophyta; Magnoliopsida; Amborellales; Amborellaceae. Gene Ontology annotation, molecular function: protein dimerization activity.